GGAACAGGUUCCCCUCGAUAGUGUCGACAUGACGGAGGGCGGAACCAAGAUAUCGAGGAUGAACCACUGCCCAGAUGCCGAGGUGAUCCGCAUGCGGCCUGCUUUCAGGUGCUGAAGACAAGAGACCGUGGUCUACAGCCGAGAUAAUCCCCGAUGUUGAAAGUGAAUCCACACUUUGAGAACCAGCCAAGCUGCAUGGUGGUCAGAUGUCGUCAUGCAUGAAGAUUCAAAAGACGCCUAUACCCGGUCUGCGAGAUGCAGGUUCACAUCGGAUCACAGCAAUUCGCCCAUUAGGACCAAUUGAGUCCUUUCAUUAUUGGGAGCUUUUCCCCUCAUCCCGACCUGUUGGUCCAGAAGAUUACUUGCAUCUGCUCCUCAAUCUUAGUCUGAUUCAUUGCCCACGGACUCGAAAACCAAUCUGACAUUUGCCUCAAAGCAACAUGUCGUCGACUGUGGUGGAAAGCAUUAUAACAGUACCGCCUGCAGUCAUCUGUGCAUCUGACCCGGCAAGCCCCAGCACAUCAGCAUGGACCGAAGACUCAACCAUCAAGGGCUUCUCAGAGAAAGCAGAAGAGUCCCAUCAUCGCGACUCAGAAGAUGGAUCUCUGGACCUCGAGGCUCAGAUCCCCAGAAAGCGGAGGCUCGCUGCAAUUCGAUUCACAUUCCUCAACAUAUAUCGCCGGCUGUUCUCCCUCGUCUUCCUGACCAAUUUAGCUGUAUUCGUUGCAAUCAUGGCAACAGAUCGAAGGCUACUAGCCUUAGUGAACGCUGCUGCGGGCAAUCUGCUUGCAUGCGGUCUUGCGCGACAGCCUCUAGUGGUGAACUCAAUCUUCGUCAUCGUGGCCUCCAUACCGAGGUCAGCGCCUCUGCGGCUACGCCGUAUCGCGGCCAAGGUAUACCACUAUGGUGGCGUGCAUAGCGGAUGCGGGAUAGCCUCAUUUGUCUGGUAUGCCGGCUUUGUCGGUCUGCUCUCAUGGGAGCACUGGACUCCAGCAUCGGGCGGGCCAACCACCUCCGCGACACCAGUCAUCCUCGCAUACUUGAUCCUAGCCCUGCUGUUCACCAUCAUCGUUGUCGCGUAUCCGAGAUUCCGGAUGAAGAAGCACGACUACUUCGAGCUCAUGCAUCGGUUCUUCGGGUGGCUGGUAGUGGCGCUGUUCGUGAUCCUGCUCGUGGUGUUCGCGGACGAGGUUAGUCGCGCAUCCAACGAACCACUCGGGAGAUUCCUGAUCAAACUACCUGCCUUCUGGUUCCUGAUGGUCACGGUCGUGGCCAUCGUGCACCCCUGGGUGCUCCUCCGCAAGGUCAAGGUGCAGCCGGAGUUCCUCUCGUCCCACGCGGUGCGGCUGCACCUGAGCCAUACGACGACGACGUUUGGCAAGGGCAUCCAGCUCGCACGCCACCCGCUUCUGGACUGGCACGGGUUCGCCACGUUCUCGGACCUCAACGGUAAGAGCUUCUCCUGUCUGGUGUCCAAGGCCGGGGACUGGACCGCCGCCUGCAUCCAGGACCAGCCCACGCACCUGUGGAAACGCGGCGUGCUCACCUAUGGCUUCGCGUAUGUGAUGCGAGUGUUCAAGCGGGUGGUCGUCGUCACCACAGGUUCGGGGAUUGGACCGUGUUUGUCCUUCCUGGGCGACGAUAAUCGCCCCGCGCUUCGAGUGGUGUGGCAGGCGCGGGCGCCUCUGAAGACGUACGGAGAGGAGGUCCUCAACCUGGUGUCGAGGAUGGACGCGAACCCCGUGGUCAUCGAUACAAAUCAGUCGGGGCGGAUCGAUAUGGUUCCCAUCAUUCGGCGGAUCGUUAAGGACUUUGAUGCCGAGGCUGUCUGUGUCAUCAGUAACCCUGUCUUCACCAAGAAGGUGGUAUAUGAGUUGGAAUCGAGGGGCGUACCGGCGUUCGGGCCCAUCUUCGACUCAUGAAUAAUCGACCAGUGGGUCAUUGCUAUUGUAUGUACCAGGCUGGAGGUGGCUGUUGUGUUUAUUUUCGAGCUGGGCUGCUUUUUUUCUUCGGAGUUACUGCGGGGAAGUAGAGGCGUAGUAGGGAGGAGUCAAGAUGAUCGCAAGGGGAGUAUUUGCAAAGAGAAACUCAAGCUGAGUCGGAG
This is a messenger RNA of Aspergillus homomorphus CBS 101889, 2104 nucleotides long. Its product is annotated as integral membrane protein TmpA. Lineage: Eukaryota; Fungi; Ascomycota; Eurotiomycetes; Eurotiales; Aspergillaceae. The transcript has a single exon. The record is from RefSeq and is a predicted model, not a curated record. Bases 441 to 1922 code for a protein of 493 amino acids. Gene Ontology annotation, biological process: sexual sporulation resulting in formation of a cellular spore; regulation of conidium formation; conidium formation.